Molecule: messenger RNA, 1053 nt
Organism: Phytophthora sojae
Lineage: Eukaryota; Oomycota; Peronosporomycetes; Peronosporales; Peronosporaceae
Exons: 3
Coding region: 1-1053 (350 amino acids)
Source: RefSeq, a predicted model, not a curated record
AUGAGCACCACCUCCUCGCAUAACAUGAAGUAUCGCUUCCUGGGCAACUCGGGUCUGUUGGUCUCCCGCUUGUCGUUCGGCAGUUGGGUGACCUUCGACCAGCAGCUCGGCUUCGAGAAGGCCUACACCAUCAUGGAGCACGCGUACAAGCAAGGCAUCAACUUCUUCGACAACGCUGAGGUCUACGAGAACGGUCGCUCCGAGCUCGUUAUGGGUAAGGUGGUCAAGGCUGGCAUUGAACGUGGUGCCUGGAGCCGCGAGGACCUGGUGAUCAGCACCAAGCUCUUCUUCGGCACCAAGCCGGGCCCGAACCAGGGCGGCAACAGCCACAAGCACAUUGUGGAGGGCAUGAAGGCAUCCCUCAAGCGCUUCGACCUGGACUAUGUGGAUCUCGUCUUCUGCCACCGCGCUGAUCCGUUCACCCCCAUGGAGGAAACGGUCUGUGCGAUGAACUUCGUGAUCGAACAAGGCUGGGCCUUCUACUGGGGCACUAGCGAGUGGACAGCCCAGGAAAUUAUCGAGGCCUGCGAGAUCGCAGACCGUCUUGGUCUGAUCCGUCCGGUGUUUGACCAGCCGCAGUACCAUAUUCUGGAGCGCUCGCGCGUCGAGUACGAUUUCGACGUGCUGUACAAGAAGUACGACUACGGCCUCACCACGUGGUCGCCGCUGGCAUCGGGUAUCCUGACUGGCAAGUACAGCAACGGUAUCCCGGAGGGCUCGCGCUUGUCCAUUCCGCUGUACAAGAACCUGCUCUCGAACGGGCUGGAGGAGAAGAUCGCAAAGGUGGUGAAGCUUACAGAGAUUGCCAACGAACUUGGCUGCUCCAUGGCGCAACUGGCCAUUGCCUGGGUGGCGUCCAACCCGCACGUGUCCACGGUGAUCCUUGGCGCCACGAGCAUCAAGCAACUGGACGAGAACCUCAAGGCGCUCGAGUUCGCGGACAAGAUCACGCCCGAGGUCCGCGAGAAGAUCGAUGCUAUUGCCGACUUCCGCGCCCAGCUCGUGACGGACCCGGAGCCGCACGUACUUGCGCUGCGCAAGCAGUACUUGUAG